UCUCUGAGCAAAUGGCGACUACUUCACUACUCUCCGCUGUGUCAAGAAGGCUUGAUGGAAAAGUGGUUUUGAUAACUGGAGGAGCCAGUGGAAUUGGAGAAUCCGCAGCCAAAUUGUUUGCUCAUCAUGGAGCCAAAGUAGUCAUAGCAGACAUCCAAGACAAUCUCGGCCAUUCGGUCUGCGAAUCCAUCGGCCAAACAAACUCCAAAUACGUCCAUUGCGAUGUCACAGAUGAAUCCCAAGUGAAAAAUGCCGUGGACGAAGCUAUUAAGACCUAUGGAAAGCUAGACAUAAUGUUCAACAACGCAGGCAUAAUUGACAAGAGCAGCCCUAGAAUCACCGAAAACGAGAAGGCCGUUUUCGAGCACGUGCUGAGCGUAAACGUGACCGGGGUCUUCCUAGGCAUAAAACACGCCGCUCGGGUGAUGAUCCCGGCGAGAAGUGGCUGCAUCAUUUCAACCGCCAGCCUGAGCUCUUGCAUUGGCGGCACAGCCUCACACGCCUAUACCUGCGCAAAGCACGCGGUGUUAGGCCUUACGAAAAACGCAGCCGUUGAGUUGGGACAAUUCGGAAUCAGAGUGAAUUGCGUGUCGCCGUUCGGAGUAGCGACACCUAUGGCGAUAAAAUAUGCCGGAAGUAGCGCGGAAGACCUCGAGAAUGGGAUGAGUUUUCUGGCCAAUCUAAAGAAUGUGACGCUCAAAGCAGAGGAUGUUGCAAAUGCAGCUCUCUUUAUAUCUAGUGACGAGGGAAGGUACAUAAGUGGGCAUAACCUUCUCAUAGAUGGGGGUUUCGCCAUCGCUAAUCCUUCUUUCAACAUGUUUCAGUACCCUGAGAAUUGAUUAUGAUCUCAUUGA
This is a messenger RNA of Morus notabilis, 854 nucleotides long. Its product is annotated as secoisolariciresinol dehydrogenase. The transcript is spliced from 2 exons. Lineage: Eukaryota; Viridiplantae; Streptophyta; Magnoliopsida; Rosales; Moraceae. Gene Ontology annotation, molecular function: oxidoreductase activity, acting on the CH-OH group of donors, NAD or NADP as acceptor. Bases 12 to 839 code for a protein of 275 amino acids. The record is from RefSeq and is a predicted model, not a curated record.